Molecule: messenger RNA, 1908 nt
Organism: Ziziphus jujuba (common jujube)
Lineage: Eukaryota; Viridiplantae; Streptophyta; Magnoliopsida; Rosales; Rhamnaceae
Product: NAC transcription factor 25
Exons: 3
Coding region: 134-1174 (346 amino acids)
Biological process (GO): regulation of DNA-templated transcription; system development
Molecular function (GO): DNA binding
Source: RefSeq, a predicted model, not a curated record
GCAAAUUUUCUUCAUCAUUUCCAUUUUUUUUAUAAAAAAAAUCGUGGUUGUUUUCUUUUUUCCCAAACAAGAAAGUAGCAGACAACAAAAUUUGAGAAAAUUAGGAGAGAGCAACAAGGUCGUCAUCAUCAUCAUGGAAAGCACAGAUUCGUCUACGGGCUCACAGCACCCACAGCUUCCACCGGGGUUCCGGUUCCACCCCACCGACGAAGAGUUGGUAGUUCACUACCUGAAGAAAAAAGCUGCCUCGGCUCCUCUUCCUGUCACCAUCAUCGCGGAGAUCGAUUUGUACAAAUUUGAUCCAUGGGAGCUUCCAAGUAAGGCGACGUUUGGAGAGCAAGAAUGGUAUUUUUUCAGUCCUAGAGAUAGGAAAUACCCAAAUGGGGCUAGGCCUAAUAGAGCAGCGACUUCUGGGUAUUGGAAAGCUACUGGAACAGAUAAGCCUAUACUAACAUCUAAUGGAAAUCACAAAGUCGGUGUUAAAAAAGCUCUGGUUUUCUAUGGUGGAAAACCCCCGAAAGGGAUUAAGACAAAUUGGAUUAUGCAUGAAUACCGCCUGGCCGACGGCAAAAACUCCUCUGCUACUACCACCAAGCCUCCUGAUUCAACACCUAACAAGAAAGCCUCUUUAAGGAAAAACAACUCUCAAAGGCCAAUCAUAGAUCGCGAUAAAGAUGAUGCCAUGGAAGCUAUGCUUAUGCCCUCAAUGCAAGGUCAAUUAUCAGUGGCCAGCAGCCAGCAGAAUCCAAAACCCCCACUAUCGAAACCGGCCAAUUACGCCUCUUUACUUGAAAACGACGACAGCUUUUUCGAAGGAAUACUAUCAGGGGACGGCAUGCAAAAUACAAGUUCCAUUUCUCAUCAUCAGUUCGCAACUUCGAGCUCGAAAAGCAACCUGGCGGCGGCGGUGAAACGCCCACCGCCACAACAGUUUUGGAAUGACGUCGGAUCGAUUGGGAACUCGGCGGCGAAGCGUUUCCAUGGCGAUCUGAAUAGUGGUGGAAGCAGUAGUACAGGAGGUGAGGUUCAUGAUCAGGAAAACAAUUCAUUUGUUUCUUUGUUGAAUCAAAUCCCACAGACUGCCCCAUUCCAUCCAAACUCACUUAUUGGGUCUCUUGGCGAUGGGGUUUUGCGUCCACAGUAUCAGCUUCCGAGCAUGAAUUGGAAUUCGUAGUUUAAUUUUGGAAGAUGGGUCUGAAUCAGAAUGAUUUAUGUUUGAUAUAUUCUCUUCAAUAGUGUACGUUGCUGCAGCAGGUCGCAAAUAUAGGUGAGACUUCUCAUAUAUAUAUAUAUAUAUAUAUAUAUAUAUAUUUUCAAUUUUUAGGUUUGGUUUUUUAAUUUUAAUUAUAAUUUUAGAUAGUAUAUUUGGAUUAUUAUAUGUACUUUUGAGGUAAUCCAAAAAAAAAAAAAAAAAAAACUAAUUAAGGAUAUUAAUGUUUAAAAAAGAAGAAAGCUUUAUUUAUAAAUAGGAAAAUUAAUAUGCGAACAUGUAUGAUAAUCUUUUAUUUCAUGUUUUUGAUUGGAGAAAAUUAAUUAUCUAUCUUUAGUGAUGCCUUACCAUUAAUAUAUAUAUAUAUAUAUAUAUUUUUUUUUUUCAAUUUAUUUUAGCAACAAAUUUCGUAACAGUAACAAAGCCACGUGAUAUGUCGAUGGAUGCAUGAAGAUUAUUAAACCCAAGUUGUAAAAGAAAUUUGAAAUAUAUAUAUGUCGAAGAUUUUUUUAUUUUCUUUUAAUUUCAUAUUGAUAUGUUAUUACUAUAUUUUUCUCUUCUUUUUCUUUUUCUUUUUAUAUCACAAAGUAAUAAAAGAAUUAAUCCAUUGCAUGGUCCCAACUAGGGUUUGGCACCAAGCUUUCUUUCAGUUUCACUUUCUGUUAUUUGUCUAUUUUAAUAUAAUAUAUUUUUUUCUU